Messenger RNA from Ooceraea biroi (clonal raider ant), 3348 nucleotides. RefSeq lists its product as uncharacterized. The record is from RefSeq and is a predicted model, not a curated record. Gene Ontology annotation, cellular component: plasma membrane. Gene Ontology annotation, biological process: detection of chemical stimulus involved in sensory perception of smell; sensory perception of smell. Lineage: Eukaryota; Metazoa; Arthropoda; Insecta; Hymenoptera; Formicidae. Gene Ontology annotation, molecular function: odorant binding; olfactory receptor activity.
CUUUUCAUCCAGAUUUUCUUGAACUUCGGUGAUUGAGGCAAAUAGUUGUUACGUCCCAUUAGAUGGACACAAUUGUAUAUUUGAUACAUAUAAAAAGAUAUACACUGAAACUUUGUGCGAACACGCUAUAACGCGUUAUAACGUUCGACUUCUGCCGCGCUGUUAUUGUCACAUACCUGCAGCCCGUGCGACAGUGAAUAUCUGUAAGCGUAACUCGGAUCACUAUGGCCGAUAUUCAUAGCCGUAAAAUGUCUGUAAUAUGAAAAUGGUCUUGCACAUGCACAAUAAUUCUGCAUGACCAAGUCUCAUAUCACAGUCAUUUUACGGCUAUUGAUUCACUGUUAACAGAAAAGCUUAGUUUUCGGAGUAUUUUACAAGUGUGCUGAAGCGAUCUGUAGUGUUUUUUAUCAAAACAUCAUUUUAUUAGAAAAUGACACGCAAGACUUCUCAUCGUGUCAUUUCUCGCUUCUGACGUCAUAAUUUAACAUCGCCGCGGCGACAACCCAGGAACCUUAAGAGACGUCAAAGUGAUUUUAAUUUUAUUAUAGGUAGAAUAUUUGUAACGUUUUUAGACAGUGCAGCUACGAUAACACAGAUUGUAUAAUAUAUGUUAUAUGUAGAAUAUAUGUUUACUGUACUAUUUUACAAGUAUAAGAAAUAAGAAACAAUAUUUCUCAUUAUAGAUAAUGAGUGUGCCAUUAUUUUAUUUCUCCGUUCUCUAUUCCACAAGGUAAAAUAAGAAAUAUAAUAUACUUAGCAUUUUACAGUAAUUGAAUUAAUUAAAACUAAUCAAAUUUUAUGUUUCAAAGAUAUACGCAAUUGUUGCUCUUACUAACCAUAAUUUAUGUGACAGAAAAAAUAAUUUUUAUAAGAAAAGUAUUUUGUUAUCGUAAUUUGAUAGAAUCCGGAACCAGAAAAUUAAAAUUACCAAAAUUACAAAUGUUUUUUUACUAAUUUUUGCAUUAUUUAUAUUGUUAAUGCAAAAUACAAUAACAGUUUAGAAAUAUUAAAUAUGUUUAGAAAAAGUUUUUAUACAGUUCUUUAAAUUGUAUGUCAUUAUUAAGAAUGUAUUAUCAUUAAUAUUAAAUGUAUUAUCAUUUAUAGUGUUAAUUAUUAAAGUAUAUAAUGUUAAUUAAUAAAGUAUUUCUAUAAUCUAUACAUAUAAUCUCACUCUCUCUCUCACACACACACACACACACACAAAUGCGUUACGUCCUUUUAGUAACAAAUAUCUAGAUUUUAAAUGAAAAUUAUACUAUGGUUUACCUGAAAAGAUAUUAUUGCGUCCGGGCGAUACUCACUGGACACACUCAUAUAAGCAUUCGCGACAUACGCGGGAGGACUCGCGGCGCGCAAAGGAAACACCACACUUAACUAGAAACUGGCUUUUAUUUAAUAAAGUGCAAACUCGUUACGAUACGUGCUGUUGGCCCGAGGCCUUGUUACAGUCUGUCUCUUUGAUCUUGUUAAUUCCGUCUCUUGGCAGUCACGACCCUCAGCUGGACAACGACGAUCGGCAUCCGGCAGCGGGUGGCUCAUCCACAUCGAGUCACAAUAUUUUGCGGGAAGAAUAAUAUAAUCAAAACUAUGUGCACUCAAAUGUAAUACAGGUACGCGAAGUUUUUAAAAUUCACCUGGCUAAAUUUUAAAUAUUCUUUACUUUAGUAAUACUGUCAUAGUUGUUGACGCGUAACAUCGAUUGACGAAUGUUCCAUGCAAAAUUGCAAACAACUGUAUUAUAUGAGCAUAGCUAAUAAAAUAAGGCAAGUAUGUACGCGCCGGUUGCAGUAAAAAGAGUGACUAUGCUUGCGCACAAUUUAAUCAAGAAGUUAUUUUAUAGAGAGAAUUUUUUGUGAGAAAUGAACAUUUGUUAAAUUUCCAUUGCGUGGAAUCGAUCACUUAAUAGCAGCCUUUUUCUUGAAAACAUUGUAAGACAAGUUUGUUCAUUUCUUGGUCAGUAAGAUAACUUACGUUAAACAUUUAUAAUAAAAGAAGAAAAUUCUAAAAAAUAUUGAUUUCAUUUCUGGAAAGGUAAAGAUAUUCAUCUUUAACAAUUCGCAGUCAAACGUAUUGCAGUGCUUGCAGAAUGGUGAUCUGUAUCGUGACAGAACACCUUAGACUUAUGCGAUUUUACUUACUCGCAGUUGGUCUAUGGCCUUAUUAUCGAACAAACUUAGUUCGACUUCAAUUUUUCUUGUGUUUUAGCAUUUUACUUAGCUUUGUUAUAUUCCAGCUUACACCAUUCCUGGUUGAUGAUUGCACUGUUAACAUUAUCAUUAAAAAUCUCUCAAUAACGUCAUAUUUUUCUAUAUAUAUGAUUGCACAUGUUGCGGGUUGGGCCAGCGACGAUAAGAUAAAGGGUUUACUGGAGCAUCUGCAACUUAUUUGUAAUCAAUUGAAAGACGAAAACGAAUUUGCUAUUAUAAAAAAAUACGGGAACCAUGCAAAACGUUAUGCAGCUGUUCUUACAUCAUUUUCCAUGUGUAGCAUGUUUGGUAUUAUAGUAUUACCAUUCUGGCCGCGUAUUUUAACAAUUGUUUCGCUCAUAAACGAGUCUCAAACAUAUGCCAAAGUGCAAAUUACAACUGAAUAUUUUAUUAAUCAAGAAAAAUACUUUUAUCUAAUUUUGCUACACUUAGAAACAGUUCUUUGGAUAGGAACAUCUACGUUAAUGGGAAUAGGAUUGUUGCUCUUAGGAUAUUGCCAACAUAUGUGUGGAAUAUUUAGUAUUGCUAGUUAUCGCAUCGAGCAUGCAAUGAGCAUGCUCGAAAAUAGUAGCUUGGACACUGAACUUAAAAUGUACAAGGAAAUGACUUACGCCAUUGACAUUCACUGCACAGCUAUAAAGUACUCCGAGUUGUUAACAUUGUCUUUUGAAAACAUAUGUCUCCCUUUAGCACUGCUUAUUGUCAUUUCCACGAGCAUGAAUCUUUUUGGGAUUUUCAAGAAUAUGUUAAUUGAAGGUGAUAUAGAAACAUGUAUGCUUCAUGUUAUAAUAAUAGGCGUCCUCUUUAUAUUGUUAUACUUGCUGAAUUCUCUUGGACAAGACAUCACAGAUCACAGUAAUUACGUGUUGUCUACUGCAUAUAAUGUUAAAUGGUAUAUAGCACCAUUACGUAUACAGAAGCUAUUAUUAGUUUUGUUGCAAAGAGGUAACAAAACUUUUACCUUAACAAUCGCUAAAAUGCUCUUGCUAUCUAGGGAGAGUUUUGCCACACUAACGAAAGCAUCGAUAUCCUAUUUUACUAUUCUAUAUUCUAUGCAGCAAUAAUGCGCAUAUAUAAGUGCAUAUAUCUUGUUAGAAUGUUUCUCAUAUUACUGAAUAAAUUAUAACAGUUUUUAAUUGAA